Messenger RNA from Trifolium pratense (red clover), 2725 nucleotides. RefSeq lists its product as uncharacterized. The transcript is spliced from 5 exons. The record is from RefSeq and is a predicted model, not a curated record. Bases 1620 to 2561 code for a protein of 313 amino acids. Lineage: Eukaryota; Viridiplantae; Streptophyta; Magnoliopsida; Fabales; Fabaceae.
AUUUGUGAAAUUUUUUUCUCUCUCUUCUCUCUUUUCUCUCUGGUGCGAUCUCUCUCUUCUCACUAUCUUCACACUUUCUUCUGUAACCUUUCUCAAUCUCUUUCUCUCUGUCCUCCUCAUCUCAUCUUCACCAUAAUAUCCACCGCAACUUCCACCACCACCUAUAAAUCAAUAACUCGUCGGUGUGAGGGAGUGGCCGAGUGAGAGAAGAUUUGUCGGCGGGAGAGAAGUUCCGGCGAGGAGGAGAGAAUUCCGGCCGAGGAGAGAAGUUCGCGGUGACAUGCGGUGCUUGGCGACGGCGGCGACGGCGACGACGAAUCUUCUUUCUCAUUCUUUCCUCUGGUUAGAUCCGUUACUUUCUAUGCUCUAUUUAAUUGCUUUUUUUUUUCUGUUGUUUUUUUUAUGAGAUGGUUACAGAUUGGAGGUGGUGGUGAUGGUUAUGGUAGAUGGUGACACUGAUGUUUUUUUUUCCCCAAUUUAUAGACUGAUGAAUCUACUGCAAUCUGAAAACCCCAACAUUUAACACUUAUUUUUAGUUCUGUAUUACGUUUAGUUUUGAUCUUGCAUGUUUGAAAUCCUCCAUGAAAUUGGAUCUUUGGAUGUCAAUAAACUCAAAGUGGGCAGCAGAUAUGGCUAUAGGACUUGGUACCGGAGUUCCGUGGAUCAUGUGCAAGCAAGAUGAUGCUCCUGAUCCUGUCAUUAACACUUGCAAUGGCUUCUAUUGUGAUUAUUUCUCUCCAAAUACGGCUUACAAACCAAAGAUGUGGACAGAAGCUUGGACUGGCUGGUAUUGAUGCUUUGUUUCUGAUUUCUUAGGUUUCCAUAAGAAUAUGAUAAAUGUAAGCUAGAUAUAAUAUAAGCUUGACUAUACAAUGCCUCCGUUCCUCUUUUAUGCUUGCAGGUUUACCGAGUUUGGAGGUCCGGUACCUCACCGACCUGCUGAAGACUUGGCAUUUUCAAUUGCAAGAUUUACAGGUAUAUAAAUUUGACAGAGAAUUUUCAAUUGAAGAAAACACCAAAUUGUGAAUUUCUGACUUUAUUAUUAUUAAUUUCUUAAUGAAAUUUUAUAUGGUAUUGACAUAAUCAGUUUAUAUUAUUAUGCCAUGAUUUGGUUUGAUUACUUUGAUAUUAAAUAUUAUGAAGUGUAGUGCAAAAUACUCAAAACAUGAUUAAAACCAGAACUGAAUCAGUUAUGGAUUCGGUCAACACCACACUCUCCAAUCUUCAUGAAUUUAGUUCAAAUUUUGAACAGUAUCUAUAUGAUUUUUAGGUAAUUUUAGAAGAGGUUAUUAAUGUGAUGAAUCUUUUGAAUUCAGGUAGAAACUGAGGAUGAGGUACUAUUAUAUUGCUCUAACCUGUUUCUUGUGAUGUAUUCAAGAGGAUGCAGACAUAUUUUCCCAAAGUUGAUCAUUUUUUUCCUAUCAUCAUUUGCUUUUUUGAAUCUUUUGCAAUAGGCUUGGUUUUAAGAAGUAGAUCAAUUUUUGCGGUUUUGAUUUUGUAAAUUAUUUGCUAACCAUUUUACUUUGCUAAUUUGCUAAAUAUAAGGCGGUUUUGUUUUUUUUAUACAUUUUUAGAUUGCUCUUCUUUCUCGCUUUCUUUUGGCAUACCUGGCGACGUGAAUGAGUGAACAGGGAGCACACACAACAACAGCGGCAGCCUCCGACGUAGCAUUUCUCAAUGUUGAAGCUGCUCAGGAGAUUGAUCAGGUUCAUGGUUCUUAUGUAUGUGGAGUUGUUAACAGUAUCAAUACAUACCAGAUGGAGUAUGAUCCUUACAGUAGAUCUGGUAGAUUACCUCAGUGCUUUGUUCGGGAGUUCGGUGACCUGAUCGAUGAACAUGUAAUUCUGCAGGAUCCAAAACACAAUGAGAUUGAGGUCCGGGUUUUGAAAAAAUGUAGUGAAAUGUAUUUUGAACAGGGAUGGACCACUGUUAGGGAUUUUUAUCAUAUGUGGUUUGGAGGUUGGCUCAGUUUUAAGUAUGUUAGUCCCAAGCUUCUGGCCAUAACUCUCAUGACAAGAUGGGGUACUGAAGUUGUAUAUCCUUUCCAUGAUCCUCCCUUUAAGCAGUUAUUGGCUACUGGAGGUGUUGACCCUAAAAUUUGUUCAGCAACUCUCCCGCGAAUUUCAUCCAAUCCUUUUGUGUUUCCGAUGUCAUUCCGCCGUUCUUACUUUAAGAGAUUGACAUCGUAUGAUGUUGAAUCUGGAAUUCUGGUUUUGCCAUGGUAUGGUUUUGGUGAAUUCGCAUUUGCAUUUACUUUUAGCAAAUUGGUAUUGGUUGAUCAUACUGGAUGUCGAUAUCCAUGUAGCAUACAAUUCAGCGUUGAUGACGAGGGUGAACUAGCUUGCAAGGUGUUUGGUUAUUGGAUGGAGUUCUGUAAAAAACAUCAGCUGUUACAAGGUGACAGAAUACGUUUCGCUGUCAACGAGCCUACACGGGAUCAUGUCCUCUAUGCUUGUGUUUAUCCUCAGAUCGGAGUAGAAACCACUCUCAGUUACCCUUUGAACGAUGGUUCUUAUUUACCCUUGUAUGUAUCCCAGCAACAUUUUGUAGUGCCGUUCUGAGUUUUGAAUCUUUCAAGAUGGUAGCUAUUCAGUUUUCACUUUUGAUUUUUUAGACAGUGUAGCUUACCUUCUAAUUGUAUCCUGGACAUGAUCAUAAUUGAAUCUAAUUUGAUCCUAUUGUACUAUUUAUUUACCAAUGAAUAUAGUAUUCUCUUUUGUGAUUA